AUGGCGCCGAUCGGAAGCGAAAGCUGGACGAGCUGUCGCAGCAAGUUAAGGAACUCCAAGAACACCGGGGGGAGACUGACCAACGCCUCAACAAGCUGGAACGAACUACAGGCAGAGCGGGAGACGGCCUACAGACACCUUCGUGUGGAGGGGUCUGUGGCUCUUGCUGACCUGUUUCAACGGGUGGAGGCGGGGACGCCCCCCCGUAGCCAGCUGCGCUCCUCCGCCGCCACCGCCUUGGUGGAGGAAGUGUCAGCUACCUUGGCCCGCGCCCAGGACGAGACGGAGCUGCAGCGACUCGCAGGCGACCUCAGUAAAAGUAAACGGGGCGUGCCCACCUACCAAGCCCGAGUCGCGGCAGGGGAGGCUUUUGCCCCCCUGGCCGACUUGGGUCUGCUGGAGUGGGUACAGCCAGCGGGACGUGGUUGGAACCUGCGGCUGCAGAACGGGGAGUCAAGCAGACUUCUGUUCGAAGGAGUGCGCAAGGAACUCAACUGGGUCCUCUUCGUCCUGGGAAAGACAGGGGACGGUAACACCCUGAGUUGCGUACAGCUCUUCCCGGAUCGAGGCCCUGCUACGAGGCGACAUGAGAAAGGAAGGAAGGGUGGAGGGAAAAACAAGGGGGCCAAAGGAGGCAAGGGAAAAGGGAAAGCGGACAAUGGCGGGGGACGUGGGGGCGGUGGCGGCGGCGACCAGUCCUCGGCCGCCGCGCCCAAUGUCGUGGUACACCCGGAGACGCUGAACAGUGAAGGGGCUACCUCCGGCGCGAACUUCUUCUUCUAG
This is a messenger RNA of Symbiodinium sp. CCMP2592, 783 nucleotides long. The record is from the annotation of a GenBank genome assembly. NCBI's taxonomy places the organism in Eukaryota, Dinophyceae, Suessiales, Symbiodiniaceae.